This is a messenger RNA of Mesoplodon densirostris (Blainville's beaked whale), 2000 nucleotides long. RefSeq names its product Wnt family member 7A (gene WNT7A). Lineage: Eukaryota; Metazoa; Chordata; Mammalia; Artiodactyla; Ziphiidae. The record is from RefSeq and is a predicted model, not a curated record. The coding region runs from base 137 to 1186 and encodes 349 amino acids. The transcript has 4 exons. Gene Ontology annotation, cellular component: extracellular region. Gene Ontology annotation, biological process: neuron differentiation; multicellular organism development; canonical Wnt signaling pathway. Gene Ontology annotation, molecular function: frizzled binding; cytokine activity.
GCGGACGGGCGCACGACAGACGGCCCCGGGAAGCCUCGGCCCGCGCCUCCCGGGCGGGCUAUGUUGAUUGCCCCGCCAGGGCCGGCCCGCGGGAUCAGCACAGCCCGGCCCGCGGCCCCGGAGGCCAGCGGGGACUAUGAACCGGAAAGCGCGGCGCUGCCUGGGCCACCUCUUUCUCAGCCUGGGCAUGGUCUACCUCCGGAUCGGUGGCUUCUCCUCGGUGGUAGCUCUGGGCGCGAGCAUCAUCUGUAACAAGAUCCCAGGCCUGGCUCCCAGACAGCGGGCGAUCUGCCAGAGCCGGCCCGACGCCAUCAUCGUCAUAGGAGAAGGCUCGCAAAUGGGCCUGGACGAGUGUCAGUUUCAGUUCCGCAAUGGCCGCUGGAACUGCUCGGCGCUGGGGGAGCGCACCGUCUUCGGAAAGGAGCUCAAAGUGGGGAGCCGGGAGGCCGCCUUCACCUACGCCAUCAUCGCAGCCGGUGUGGCCCACGCCAUCACUGCUGCCUGCACCCAGGGCAACCUGAGCGACUGCGGCUGCGACAAGGAGAAGCAAGGCCAGUACCACCGGGACGAGGGCUGGAAGUGGGGUGGCUGCUCUGCCGACAUCCGCUACGGCAUCGGCUUCGCCAAGGUCUUUGUGGAUGCCCGGGAGAUCAAGCAGAAUGCCCGGACUCUCAUGAACUUACACAAUAACGAGGCAGGCCGAAAGAUCCUAGAGGAGAACAUGAAGCUGGAGUGUAAGUGCCACGGCGUGUCGGGCUCAUGCACCACCAAGACCUGCUGGACCACGCUGCCGCAGUUCCGCGAGCUGGGCUACGUGCUCAAGGACAAGUACAACGAGGCCGUUCACGUGGAGCCCGUGCGCGCCAGCCGCAACAAGCGGCCCACCUUCCUGAAGAUCAAGAAGCCGCUGUCCUACCGCAAGCCCAUGGACACCGACCUGGUGUACAUCGAGAAGUCGCCCAACUACUGCGAGGAGGACCCGGUGACGGGCAGCGUGGGCACGCAGGGCCGUGCCUGCAACAAGACGGCCCCCCAGGCCAGCGGCUGCGACCUCAUGUGCUGCGGCCGCGGCUACAACACCCACCAGUACGCCCGCGUGUGGCAGUGCAACUGCAAGUUCCACUGGUGCUGCUACGUCAAGUGCAACACGUGCAGCGAGCGCACUGAGGUCUACACGUGCAAGUGAGCGGCGGGGCGGCGGCGGCCCCAGUGGCCGCACGCGGGGCGGCGAGGACCGGACGCUCUCCACGCCGCGGGCACGGCCCAGACCUCUGCAGCCGCGCUGAGCUCGUCUUAUCUGCUGUGGGAUCCCCUGCGGGGGACCCCUCCGGGGCCCGAGUUGUCCACGCCACACCCAGCGCCACUCCCUCGGCCCCAGACGCUGCCUGGGGCCUCCUUGGCCAGAGCAGAGCCUUCGCACCAGAAACUCUGGGCUCCGGGGCCUCAAGAGAGCAAUAUUUAACAAUUUAUUCUGAUAAAAAAUAAUAUUAAUUUAUUUAAUUAAAAAGAACCCUUCCACCUCGUCGGGAUCCGUUUUCUGCAAUCAAAGUGGACCGCUUGCUUUCCUGUGGGAUAAUUCUGUCGCUAGGACAAGAAGCCGAGUAGAACUGUACAUAAUGAUUCUUUCUGCAGAUACUUGUACUAGUUGAUUUCGCAAGUACCCCCUUGCCGCACUAGAUGUUUAAGUGCAAGGGCAGACAUCCUGUAUACCUAUGUAGACAUAUACACACACACUUAUAUUUUUUUGCUGUUUGCUGCUAAUUCUCCAGAGAUUUAAGCUGGUCCAGAAAUGGAGACGUUUUCCAGGAUACGUUUCCCAUCCUGUAGUUCUCCCCAGCUCAAACGUCACCAUUAGAAAAGUCCAGUUUGGAAUAUAUAGAGAGAGGAAAGGUAAUACUAAAACUCCCAGCAGUUUCCAUCUUUUGGAAAGUGAGCCACUGGAUAAGAGAGAAUAUUUUGUAAGAGACUAUUUUUAUAUGAAUAUUUUAUUUAUAUUGAGU